Stegostoma tigrinum is the source of this 1419-nucleotide messenger RNA. Its product is annotated as probable G-protein coupled receptor 139. The record is from RefSeq and is a predicted model, not a curated record. Gene Ontology annotation, cellular component: membrane. Gene Ontology annotation, biological process: G protein-coupled receptor signaling pathway. Gene Ontology annotation, molecular function: G protein-coupled receptor activity. Bases 1 to 1116 code for a protein of 371 amino acids. Lineage: Eukaryota; Metazoa; Chordata; Chondrichthyes; Orectolobiformes; Stegostomatidae. The transcript is spliced from 3 exons.
AUGGCGUGCGCGCAGUCGUAUGCGAAGAGAGCGCGGCAAACACAACUGCACACACUGUUCCAGAAGAGGCCCUACCAGCAUUCUGUGCCACCUCAAUAUGCGCAUGCACAAGUGAGGGAGAACAUGUGCAGGCCAGACUCGGGAUUUGAUACGUUAACUACACGUGAAUUUUUGACCAUUAAUUUCAAGUCACGAACCAAUUUCUCUCACACAGUUAAUGUACUCGCCAUUGUGAUAUUAUCCAGGGGAAAGUGCGGACUCUCGACCUGCACCACUUCCUAUCUGGCGGCCAUGGCAACAGCGGAUCUCCUGUUUAUUAUCGCCGAGGUCAUGCUAUGGCGGAUCGUUUAUUACUAUUUCCCGGGAUCUUUCAUUUUCAUCACUCCUGUCUGUAGUGUGAUCAAUGUCCUGCGCCGUGUAACCACAGAAUGCUCUGUCUGGUUCACGGUUACUUUCACCUUCGAUCGAUUUGUAGCGAUUUGCUGUCAGAAAUUGAAAGCAACUUAUUGCACUGAGAAAACUGCUCGUGUGGUUCUAGCAACAUCCUCCAUUGCGCUGUGUGUGAAAGACGUCUCCUAUUAUUUCACACAGGAACAUGGAAAGAUAAUUGACAAUGUACCAUGGUUCUGUUAUAUCAAACCGAGCUAUUAUACUGAGCCCGGGUGGGUGAUUUUUGACUGGUUUGAUAAUGUUUUAACUCCAUUGCUUCCAUUCGCUUUCAUUUUGCUACUGAAUACUAUGACGGUGAAACACAUUUUGGUGAGUAGUCGAGUUCGUAAGGGACUAAGAGGACAGAACAACGCACAGAACUGCAGCGACCCAGAGAUAGAAAGCAGGAGGAAGUCCGUGGUUUUACUUUUCUCUAUAUCCGGGAGCUUCAUUCUUCUGUGGUUGGUGCAUGUUAUCGAUUUCCUAUAUUACAAGUUUACAGGAGCAAAUACCAGGGAUUACAGCAAUUCGGAAUUCAUAUUUCAAAGAGUUGGAUUUAUGUUACGAAACUUAAGUUGCUGUACAAACACAUUCAUUUAUACGGCGACUCAGUCCAAAUUCAGACAGCAGCUCAAUAGUGCAGUGAAAUUUCCUGUUACAGCAAUUUUUCAACACUUUAAGAAGUAGCUAAUGAAAGUAAUGCAAAAUUCAGUCUCUGCUUAAAUUCAGAGAUGUAACAACUAAUCCAACGUUCUCAACAAAAACGCGACAAAGACCAGCACAAAUCGAUCAAUAGGGAAUUGCUAGUGCUGUGAACGUUAAAGAGACAGGAAUAUCGUCGUAGAUCCACCAAAAAGAUACGUAGAAAAUGAUAUACUACUAUCUCAUUUCCGCAGCCGCGUGUAAAAUUUCCUGCUGCUAACAUAUUGUUCAGAAAGCAUAAACUACAUCUUGCCAAAGAAAUAUUGUGAAUUCUUUAUUUUUCCUCAU